GAAAGACCUGUCAUACGGAGUCCACAUUAAGGUCAUCUAUUGAUUAUCUUGUGCCAAGAGAUGCUAUUCCACCUGUCAAAUGACCCCAAGUAGCAAUGUCAGCACCCAUCGAUCGCCAAGAGAUUGAUCGCGUACUGCAGUUGAAACGCACUCAACGCGAGGCUCGAGCAUGUUAUCCGUGUCGCCAACGCAAGGUUAAAUGCGACAACUCUCAGCCAUGCCGGACCUGUCGUCGACGUGGUCAUCCCGAGAUCUGUGUAUAUGAUCCGAGCCCACCGAAACAUGGCAGCACUCGCAAGGCAAGUCGACGAACCUCUACAGCUGCCCCUCGCGAUCUCAGUCCACCUCCCGCACCACAGGAAGCGCCGAAUCUGGGGUAUCCGAUCCAGCCACCGGCACAGGCGCCUGCUCCCACCCAGCCAAUCCUCCCCCCCUUCUCACAGUUCCAGCAAGUUGAUCCAGCUCGAACUCAUCCACCUGAUGGCCCUGAGAAUGAAUUUGUUUACUCCGGUGACAAUUCAGUGGUUUCCAUCCUGCGUCACCGUACACACGAUGCAAACGGUUCGAUGGCCCGUGAGGUAGGCUCGGUCCUCGGGCUGCAAAACACCUAUCAUAGUUAUCCAUUCAUGGAGUUCCGCACUCCCGGUGACCGAUGGAGAGAACUUCUUCGCAUCCUUCCCCAGCGCGCUGAGGUUUUGAAGUUCUUUCACUUUUAUCGCCUGUCGGCGUACCCAUUCAACCCUAUCCUUGUAGAUAUCGAACGGUUUGAGCUAGAUCUUUGUUCCUAUCUGAAUGCACUGGCCGCGGGAGAAUUGCAAGACCCUUCUCGAAUCUCCGACCGUUGGUCCAGUGAGAAGUCGGUCGCUCAUAUAAGCCUGCUACUUGCUACCCUGGCUGCUGGAGCACAUUACUCUGACUUGGAGCAUAUCCAGCGCUCUGAGCUAUGCCUGAAUUUUGCCAGGCGCUCCUUUCAAGCCUUACGCUUAGCGAAUUUUCUGUUCCGACCGACAUUUGACAUCAUACAGUCACUCCUCGUCCUUGGAAACACAUUGCAGAAUACUGGACAAUCUGAUUCAGCCUGGGCAUUACUUGGCAGCACAGUGCGGCUAGCUCAGACCAUCGGACUUCACACAGAGAAGAGCGUUGCCCAUCUGCCAGAUCAUGUAAAGUCUAAAGCGAGAAGAUUAUGGUUUACUGUCGUAUGGCAGGACAGCCUCUUGUGCCUUUGCUAUGAUCGCCCACCAAUUGUGACUGUCACUGGCUGGGCCCUUGACAAUUCGGUCUUCUCGGGGCGGGAAUUGAACUAUAUGGAUAUGAUGCAUUUCCUAUGUCGAACCGCCCUGGACAUACUGACAGCCAAUGAGACAGAGAUGCAUCAAACAUCACGGCUGCUUGACAUCUUGGCUACUGUAGACAGUGUGUGUCAGCGGGCGCAACCUCACCUGAAGACCUUACAAGAAUGCAGAACGCUACAUCACAACCUGGAGCAUCUGGCCUUGAAGAUGCAUAUAGCCUUCGCUGUCUCUGUUGUCACUCGACCGGCACUCAAGCGAUCUGGAGUCCGGGAUUCGGCCCAGGAUAUCCUGCGCAUGCGCGCCAAGUGCAGUCUAAUCGACGCGUCCAACACUUUCCUCGAAUUUCAGGCGCUUAGCGUGGUCCCCCUGCGAACAUGGUCCAUGGUGCAUACAGUGAUUAGCUCGACGUUGCUGCUCUGCAUUUGGGAAGAGACGCGCAACGAUUCCGAAUGUCGUGAUUUGCAGCAGAAGGUAAUCGAGGUCUUUUCUGCGGCCGGCUCAGUCGGCUCAGUGGAGAAGUCGGGCUCGGAGAACGGGCAAUGGUUGUCCGAGAGGCACAUCCGGGCGCUAAUUACACUGCGAAACGCGGUGCGGGCGGCACUGGAAAGGGAGAAGGAAGAGGGCGACGCCGGGCCACCGAAUAAUCCGCAGCUAGUCGAGACUCUCAUGCCCGCAAUUGGAUUUUCCACCGGCUUUCCUGACGUUCUGGGACAGGACUUCUCCCCCAUGUCCUAUCUCGACUCGAUCAUGAAUGUGCCCAUGUUUGACCUAUCCCAAGAGAUUGGUUUCUCCUGAGUCGACAGUUCCGACUAGGAAGGUAUGGUGUAAUUCCCAAUCAGGCACUUUUCUCGAUCCCCUCGGGAACUCGGAGGUCUCGGGAACUCGGACAUCAUUUGUUCUCUGGUGCCAUGAUCUGAGUCCAGGCAAAGAGAUAUC
Aspergillus saccharolyticus JOP 1030-1 is the source of this 2231-nucleotide messenger RNA. RefSeq lists its product as uncharacterized. Lineage: Eukaryota; Fungi; Ascomycota; Eurotiomycetes; Eurotiales; Aspergillaceae. Gene Ontology annotation, biological process: regulation of DNA-templated transcription; DNA-templated transcription. Gene Ontology annotation, molecular function: DNA binding; carboxy-lyase activity; DNA-binding transcription factor activity, RNA polymerase II-specific. The transcript has 6 exons. The coding region runs from base 96 to 2090 and encodes 664 amino acids. The record is from RefSeq and is a predicted model, not a curated record.